This is a messenger RNA of Phaedon cochleariae (mustard beetle), 2667 nucleotides long. NCBI's taxonomy places the organism in Eukaryota, Metazoa, Arthropoda, Insecta, Coleoptera, Chrysomelidae. The record is from the annotation of a GenBank genome assembly.
AUAAUGAUGUUGGCGACUGUUAUACUGGUGUUAGUUUUGGAUUUAGUCAACAGGACUGAUUGUCAUGACAAACAGCGAUAUAAUAUUGGUGGCAUUUUCAGUGAUGCCAUUCAAGAAGCAGCAUUCCGCAUCGCAACUUACACCAUGAACAACAAGUACCCCUACUCCCAAAUCGAACUGGUACCCUCCACUUCCUCAGUACUGCCCCACAACACCCUUGAAGCUUACCGAUCUACUUGUGGACAUCUCCAAAAUGCUAGCAUAGCAAUUUUCGGACCUGGGUCAUCUAUAGCUUCCCCAUUUAUACAAUCUCUUUGUGAUGCUAAGGAGAUCCCUCAUAUUGAAACUCAUAGGGACUUUGAAAUGAACAGGAACGACACCUUGGUCAAUGUUCAUCCCCAUCCAAGGGUUUUGACUGAUUUCUUCAUUGAUUUGAUCGAGUCUUUCAGAUGGAAGAAAGUUAUCGUGAUCUACGAUGAUGACAACAAUUUAUUGAGUGUGGCUCCAUUGUUGGAGUUCAAUAAUAAAAAAGGAAGAAAAGUUAUCCUGAAACAAUUGGAAUAUCCAGAUGAGCAACCUGGGAACUACAGACCGAUGUUGAACAAAGUCAAAUUGCUUGGGGAGAUGCAAUUCGUCCUAGCCUGUUCAAUUGACAUUCUGGAAAACGUCCUGAAACAGUUACAACAAGUAGGAAUGAUGACGGAAAUAUAUAGCUACUUGAUUACCAAUCUGGACCUUCAAACCAUAGAUAUAGAACCGUUUCAGUAUGGGGGAACUAAUAUAACAGGGAUAAGGAUGAUCGAUCCUGAUCUUACUGAAGUGAAAAGGAUAUCAAUGGCAGUUCGUGAUAGCAGUGAUUCACAUAAACUAAGGGUUGAAACAGCUCUGCUCAUUGAUGCUGUUCAACUGUUCUACGAAACCAUCUAUGAUUUGACAAUUGACAGAAAAAUGAUCAUCCAGGCUCGUCCAAUCAACUGCAAAUCCACAGACAACUGGAAGUACGGAGAUUCAAUCAUCAAUCUGAUGAAAUCUAAAUCAACUUUGGGACUUACUGGUCUCAUGAAAUUUGAUAACGAAGGCUUCCGCAGGGACUUCAAGAUCGAUGUUCUUGAGUUGUACCCACAAGGACUCAUCAAAGUUGGUGAAUGGAACUCAACUUUACGAACAAUUGAUCUCCAGCGACCAGUUGUGGAAAAUUUCCAGAAAAAUUUGGGAGAUAACUUGUUCAACACAACAUUCAUCGUUCUGAUCAGCUUGACUCCUCCAUAUGGUAUGCUAAAGGAAACCACUACACAGUUGAUUGGGAAUGAUAGAUUUGAAGGGUUUGGUAUAGACGUGAUCAAGGAGCUGUCGGGUAUUCUGGGAUUCAAUUAUACAUUCAUUCUCCAAGAAGAUGGUUUGUAUGGAAAUAGAAAUAAGUCUACUGGAAAAUGGAAUGGAAUGAUAAGAGAAAUCAUUGAUGGUAGAGCUGACUUGGCUAUCACGGAUUUGACUGUUACAUCUGAAAGAGAAAGUGCAGUGGACUUCACAAUGCCAUUCAUGAAUUUAGGAAUUAGUAUCCUGUACAGAAAACCAGAGCCGGUCCCCCCUAGCCUGUUCAUGUUCGCUUCUCCAUUUUCUUUCUACGUUUGGUUGCUACUGGGAAUUUCAUACUUCAUAGUAUCUCUUUCCUUUUUCGUUAUGGGCAGGCUGUCACCAAGCGAGUGGCAGAAUCCCUAUCCAUGUGUAGACGAGCCAGAAUAUCUAGUCAACCAGUUCACCAUAAGGAACUCAUUCUGGUUUACAAUGGGAGCCCUAAUGCAACAAGGUUCAGAGCUAGCCCCAGUGGCUAUUUCUACAAGAACAGCUUCAGGAGUAUGGUGGUUGUUCGUUUUAAUCAUGGUAUCCUCGUAUACUGCGAACUUGGCAGCAUUCUUAACUGUAGAGACUUUGGUGACCCCAUUUAAUGAUAUUGAUGAGUUAGCAGCUCAACAGGAGAUCAAGUUUGGGGCUAAGAAGAAUGGAGCUACAGCAAAUUAUUUCAGGGAUUCAAAUUUGACGAAGUACAAACAAGUUUGGAGCUACAUGGUCCACCAUCCUGAGCUAAUGAUGGACAGUAACGAGGAUGGUGUGGUAAAAGUUGAGAAUGAGAACUAUGCUUUCCUCAUGGAAUCUACUACCAUAGAAUAUGUGACCGAAAGGCAUUGCACUCUGGCUAGAGUAGGGGGACUAUUGGAUGACAAGGGAUAUGGAAUUGCAAUGAAAAGAUAUUCACCAUACAGGAAUGACCUCAGUACCGCAGUACUACAACUUCAAGAGAAAAGCAUCCUUACUGGUCUCAAGAUAAAAUGGUGGAAAGAAAAAAGAGGUGGUGGAAGAUGUGCUUCUAAAUCUGAAGCAGGUGAAGCAACGCCACUAGACCUGAAGAAUGUUGGUGGAGUGUUCUUGGUACUCUUCAUUGGUACCAUUUUGGGAAUGAUGGGGUCUUUUGCAGAGAUGACCAAUUGUAUUUACAAGCGGUCCAGGAGGGAAAAUGUCCCUUUCAAAGAGCAGUUCAUGAGGGAGAUGCGAUUCUUUGUUCAGUUCAAACAGAGUGUCAAGGAGGUCAAUAAUUUACCACCAGAUAGCGUUAGCGGCAAACACUUGAUGAAUAAUAGUACGAAGACAAUAGAUUAUGUGAAGAUGUGA